AUGGUGAGGAUGGGUAAACGUUUCUAUGAUAUCGCAGUCAACGCUACUGAUUGCAUGUUUCAUGGAUCUUAUAAUGGUAAAAAAUAUCAUGAUAUAGAUCUGAUCAACGUCUUCAAAAGAGCUUACCAACAAAAUGUACUCUGUUGCCUACUUACUGGUUCCUCUAUAAAAGAAUCUAUCAUCACAAAAUCCAUUGCAAAUGAAUACGCUACUACCUCUCUUUUCAAACUACCUUCCUUAUACUACACUAUAGGUGUACAUCCUUGUUCUGUUAACGAAUUCAUCACUUAUAACAACAACUACAACAACAAGACUGACCACACUCUCUCAAAUGACCAAUUCUUCCAAUUGGCUCAGGAUUCACCACUUGUGCCUGUUGAAAACUUGAACCUAUUAUUACAACUGUGGAAGGAUUCUUUGAAUGAUCCAAAAUUUAGAGCCCUGGGUGAAAUGGGACUGGAUUACGAUAGACUCAACUACUCUUCCAAAGAAAUGCAACUGCUCUUCUUCAAGGAACAAUUGAAACUAUCUUGUGACCCUCAACUACAACACCUGCCUCUAUUCUUACACAUGAGAAACUGUAGUGAAGAUUUCAUCCCAAUUUUAAACCAAUUCAUAAAUGGUUACCAUGACACAUCAAUGAUAUCACCCAACGAUCCUCCUCGUCUCUACAAAUUCUCUGACCAAAGGCUAAUGGUAGUCCAUUCUUUUACCGACUCGACCCAGGAUAUGUGCGAUCUGGUCAACCUAUCUCCUAACAUCUACAUCGGUUUAAAUGGUGCCUCUUUGAGAUCCCAACAGAAUCUAGAUACCGUCAAGGAGAUACCGUUGGAUCGUAUCCUUAUCGAAACAGAUUCCCCAUGGUGUGAAAUCAGAAAGUCCCAUCCUUCUUACCAAUGGCUUCACAAAGAAGAUGGUGAGAUCCAGCCAAGAUACGAAGAACCUUACAAAACUGUUAAAAAGGAUAAGUUACAAGGGAAACCUGAUGAUGAGAAACAAGUAACUAUGGUUAAAUCAAGAAAUGAACCUUGUCUUGUAGAACAAGUCGCAAUUGUAGUUUCUCAAUUGAAAAAUAUCCCAUACGAUGAAUUUGUCGACACUGUAUGGGAAACUUCUUGUAAAAUUUAUGGUGAAUAA
Messenger RNA from Vanderwaltozyma polyspora DSM 70294, 1137 nucleotides. Its product is annotated as 3'-5'-exodeoxyribonuclease. Lineage: Eukaryota; Fungi; Ascomycota; Saccharomycetes; Saccharomycetales; Saccharomycetaceae. The record is from RefSeq and is a predicted model, not a curated record. Gene Ontology annotation, cellular component: cytosol. Gene Ontology annotation, molecular function: 3'-5'-DNA exonuclease activity. The coding region runs from base 1 to 1137 and encodes 378 amino acids. The transcript has a single exon.